AUGCCAAUUUCUAAGUCUUCCGGUGGUUCGACAACCAGCACGAGCUCCUCUUCUGCGGAGAAGUCUCUCAACGGGCAAGUGGAUAAAUCUGGACGAAUGCACAAAAGAUCGCGGUCAGGUUGCUUUACCUGCCGUUUACGAAGGAAAAAGUGCGAUGAAGGCCACCCCGCCUGCAAAUCCUGCGCGAACCUAUGUAUCAGAUGCGAAUAUAAACGACCCACAUGGUGGGGCAAUGCGGAGCAAAGGAGACAACAGAAGGAACGGAUCAAGACAAAGAUAAAGCAGACCAAGUCUCUGGAGCGAAGUGGUUCCCUUCAAGACCAUAUGAACCGCGUUCUGUCAUCGCCAAGCUCCGCAGAACACGACUUUAGCCGCCCAAUAUAUGCCGGGAAAUAUGACUCCAGUUUCGCAGCACACUUCUCGACUCCUGGAUUCGUGACGAUACCUUACCAGCAUUAUCCCUACGAAGUUGAUGUCAAAACCGAACGCCAAACAUUUGUAAACGAUGUACCUCUGCGACAUGACUCUUCGGUUUCAACCUUCAAUACUAUGGGGCCACCACAACUGCACGCCACACUUCCCACUUUUGAGUCAGACGAGUGGUUCCAAGAGGAAUGUUUUGAUUCUUCCCGUCAUUUCUCCCAGAUAGACCCAGCCCUAGACGCCUCAGGUAUGGGCCAAAUGCAGGCCUCACUACAAGCUAAUAUCCCCGUUGACGACUAUGACCGGCCGCUUCUGGAUCAUUUCGUGGAUAAUGUUCUGCGCAUGAUUUUCCCUAUUUUGGAGAUACACCAACGGGGCUCCGCACGAGCCCGGUCCAUUCUUCAGUCCCUGGAGACGAACAAGUCCUAUCUCCAUUGCUGUCUAAGUGUGGCCGCCAUUCAUCUCAAGACAACAAGUAGAUUGAAUGGCGAACAGAUCGAUCACGACAUUAUGCGCCAUCGUUAUGAAGCUAUCUCCGAGCUAUGCCAAGCGCUGAACAGGGACUCCGAGCACGAACGUAUUCUUGAUGCGACCCUCGCCAUGAUCUUCUUCCAUUGCUCAGUUGGAGCACCCGAUGAUUAUCUUCCCGAUAUUCCCUGGAACGACCAUUUCCAGGCUGUGACCAACUUGGUUAGCAGGCUCGAUUUGACCAACCAGGUAGUCGCCUGUGGACCUAUGUACACAGUACCCCCCUUCACCAUGUCAUUGACCACCUGGAUCGAUAUUUUGGGUGCAACUAUGCUUGGAAAAACUCCCCAAUUCGCCCACUCCUAUCGCUCUAAGCACCUAAGUGGAACAUCUUCUGGUCUCAGGGAACUCAUGGGUUGCGAUGACCGUGUUAUGUAUCUUAUCUCCGAGAUUGCCUGCCUCGAAUCGCUGAAGAUGGAGGGUCGCGUUGACUCUAUCACUGUUUGCACGCAUGUGUCCGCUUUGGGCAGCCAAUUGGAAUACACCGAAGACCCCGAUCCAACCCUGCAAAGCCCCUACUCACCGGGAACUGGCGCAAUCCGUCCCGAGGCAGUGACCAAGACAAUGACUGCCAUCUUCCGCAUUGCCGCCAGGCUCUACCUGUGCAGCCUCGUUCCCGGAGCCGACCGCAACCAGGCCAGCACCAUCAAUCUCGUCAAUGCCCUCACCGAUGCACUACCUUUCAUCCCAGCAGGACCUUACGGGUUCGACCGUUCUCUUGUUUGGCCGCUACUCAUCGCUGGCGCCUUCUCUACCCCCUCUAGCCCAUUCCGUCAGGUCCUGGAAGACCGUGUGACGGCUUUGGGAGACCUCGCCGAGCUGGGCAGUAUUGGUCGCAUGUAUCAAUUGCUGAAUGAGUACUGGCGGUUAACCGAUGACCCUGUCAGCCCGUCCUUCCCGUCGGGAGAAACCGAGCUUGACGGGGAAUAUCAACCCGUGGAGUUGAGCCAGGAUGCGGCUUCCACUGCUCCUCCGCCUUUGUCGCCUGGAAUGCGGGAAAUCAAGAGGCAGCAGGUUCACUGGCGGGAUGUCAUGAACCGAAAUGGGUGGCGCUAUCUCCUGAUUUAA
Penicillium bovifimosum is the source of this 2019-nucleotide messenger RNA. RefSeq names its product Zn(II)2Cys6 transcription factor. Gene Ontology annotation, molecular function: DNA-binding transcription factor activity, RNA polymerase II-specific; zinc ion binding; transcription cis-regulatory region binding. The transcript has 3 exons. Lineage: Eukaryota; Fungi; Ascomycota; Eurotiomycetes; Eurotiales; Aspergillaceae. Gene Ontology annotation, cellular component: nucleus. Gene Ontology annotation, biological process: positive regulation of transcription by RNA polymerase II. The record is from RefSeq and is a predicted model, not a curated record. Bases 1 to 2019 code for a protein of 672 amino acids.